ACGGACCAAUCGGAAAGGUGAGGGGGCGGGGACUGAGUCGCCGGCUGUUUUGGGGGUCAUUGGCUCAGUCGGAGAAAAGGCGCUGAAGGACACAUCGUGUCCCACCACUCCUGCUUUAGGAUGACCCGAGACGUGGGUCUUGACGAUGAGCUUCCAGAUUGGGCAGGAGCCAAGGAGUUCUACCAGAAGUAUGACCCCAAAGAUGUCAUUGGCAGGGGGGUGAGCAGUGUGGUCAGGCGAUGCGUCCACAAGCAAACAGGUCAAGAGUAUGCAGUGAAGAUCAUUGAGGUAACCCCAGAGCGUAUGACCCCACAGCAACUGGAAGAAGUGCGCUCGUCAACAGGCAAAGAGAUUGCCAUCCUGCGCCAGGUCUCUGGCCAUCCAUUCAUCAUUACCCUUAUAGAUUCCUAUGAGACCUCCACCUUCAUGUUCCUGGUAUUUGACUUGAUGAGACGUGGAGAGCUUUUUGACUACCUUACUGAGAAGGUAACCCUCAGUGAGAAAGAGACCAGGUGCAUCAUGCGAGCCCUCUUGGAGGCCGUGAGCUACCUUCAUGCCAACCACAUCAUUCAUCGAGACCUCAAGCCCGAGAACAUCCUGAUGGACAAUGACCUCAACAUCAAGCUCUCGGAUUUUGGCUUCUCCUGUCACUUGGAGCCUGGGGAAAAGCUGCGGGAGCUGUGUGGAACUCCAGGCUACUUGGCCCCAGAAAUCCUAAAAUGCUCUAUGGAUGAAACUCACCCUGGAUAUGGGAAGGAGGUGGACCUUUGGGCCUGUGGAGUCAUCUUUUUCACACUCUUGGCCGGCUCUCCUCCUUUCUGGCACCGCAAGCAGAUGCUGAUGCUUCGGAUGAUCAUGGAAGGACGCUAUCAGUUUGGUUCUCCUGAGUGGGAUGACCGAUCGGACACAGUCAAGGAUCUAAUUUCGCGGCUGCUACAGGUGGAUCCGGCAGAACGCUUGACAGCUGAGCAGGCUCUGCAGCACCCUUUCUUCCAUCGCUAUGGGAAGGAGUGCCGGCACUUCAGUCCAUAUCACAAAUUCAGAGUCAUUGGGUGGACUGUGCGGGCUUCCAUCCGCAUCUUCUCCAACUACCGACGAGUGCGGCCUGUCACCAAGGAGCUGCUGCUGUGUGACCCCUAUGCGCUCAAGGGGAUACGCAAGUUGAUUGAUGCAUGCGCCUUCCGCAUCUAUGGGCACUGGGUCAAGAAGGGCGAACAGCAGAACCGAGCUGCCCUCUUUGAAAACGUCCCAAAGGCCAUCCAGCUUGUCUUGCUCAGCGCGGAAAGCGAGGAAGGCCCCUCAUCCACUGUGGACGACGCUCCCAACUAAGGAGCAUAUGACUGCUCUUCGCACUGCUGGGAAGAGGAGGACUGGCAGCCAGCUACUGUAAAGGGGAGAGGCAGGGGCUGCUCCAUGGACUGCUCCCCUAUCUCUUCUCAGCCAAAUAGCAAGCCGUCGAGCCCUCCCCUGAGAGGUGUGCUUGCCCUUGCAUGCAAAAGGGUCCAGUUUUCUAGGGAACAAGCAGGGUCUUUGGGAACCUUAGUUUCUGGCAGAUGGGAACAAGGCCUCCUUAACAUCUCUGGAAAGACCAAGGGACCUUAGAUCUAUGUAGGCAGGAAUACAGAGCAUCAACAUUGUUUUAUAUGAAAGUAUUAGGUAGACUUUGGGGAAGGAAGUGCAGGAACUGAAGCUUUUGUAUUUCAGCUCUCCAGUUCUCACUUCUCCAAGUACAUGUUUUUAUCAUUGCUGACGGAACAAGCAUCAUGUGCUGUCAGUGUGGGUGGGACUGGGGUCAGAUUAUUAAUAUUCCCUCAAUUUCCAUUUGUAAUGAGAAUUGGGCUUGGCCCUUCUCUGUAGGAUCAUGUCAUUGUUGUGGCUGUAACAUUCCCUUACCCACUCCCCUCUAUGAUGCCAGAAUUGGAAUAAAAAAUAGGACAAGACCAAAUCUGAUCUUUGACUGGGGCUUCCAUCUCAUCCCAAGGCAGGGGUGUGGCAUUUCUAUUGGGAGAGGAUGUUGCCAGAAGGGAAUGUAGGGAUAAAUGUCUACUUCAAUUUCUGGCUAAAAGACUUGAGUAUGUGCUAAUACAGCAGAACAUGAAGGAAAUGGAAGGUGAAUGGGGGUGUACUGAUACUGGGUGCCAGGCACAGAGUGUUUAGCUCUAGAAGACAGGAUCUGUCUUCCAAACAGGGAUUGCAGGAGAAAUCUAGAGAAAGCCACUGUCACAGUCUCACUUGAGUACUUCAUCCAACUAAACCUGUAGAAGUGGGCAACAUGGGGCUUUCCAGAUAUUACUAUAUUGAUAUUGUUGAACUGCAGCUCCCAUCACUCCUCACAAUUUGUUGUGCUGGCUUGGGCUGAUGGGAAUUGCAACCCAUGAGCAUUUGGAGGGCCACAAGUUGCCGCUCCUCUGUUGUGAGGGAGAUUUGAAUAGCCACAUUCUGAAUAGUAUUCCCCACAUUCAGCAGUUCUGCUGGCAGUGGGAAUACUGUAUUUUCCCAGCAAUGCGCUGUCCCGG
This is a messenger RNA of Sceloporus undulatus (fence lizard), 2516 nucleotides long. RefSeq names its product phosphorylase kinase catalytic subunit gamma 2 (gene PHKG2). The record is from RefSeq and is a predicted model, not a curated record. Gene Ontology annotation, biological process: protein phosphorylation; glycogen biosynthetic process. The transcript is spliced from 10 exons. The coding region runs from base 121 to 1329 and encodes 402 amino acids. NCBI's taxonomy places the organism in Eukaryota, Metazoa, Chordata, Lepidosauria, Squamata, Phrynosomatidae. Gene Ontology annotation, molecular function: phosphorylase kinase activity; ATP binding; calmodulin binding. Gene Ontology annotation, cellular component: phosphorylase kinase complex.